AUGGCGCGGGCGGCGGGCGCGCGGGGCCGGGCUGCACGGUGCGGGCUCUGGCGGCGGGGCGCGCUCCUCGCCUUCGCCGCGUGGACCGCCGGCUGGGUGCUGGCAGCCGCGCUGCUGCUCCGCGCACACCCGAGCGUCCUCUCGGAGCGCUGCACGGACGAGAAGAGCCGGCGCAUCCUGGCUGCGCUGUGCCAGGACUACCGCGGUGGCUGGCUCACAGGCGCCCUGUGCGAGGACCUGUGUGUGGGCGGGGAGCUGCUGUACCAACGCUGCCUGUAUUACGAGCGUGGUAAGAAGGUGCUGCAGGCCCAGUGGCGCGGCCGGACCGUUGUCCUCAAAUCCAAAAGGGAGGCCUUCUCCAGCUUCCCACCCCUCAAUCUGCUGGAGGAGGAAGCAGGGCCAGGUGCCCCGGGUAUCCCCGAGGCUGAGCUGCUCCUGAUGGUAGCAGGGGAGGUCAAGAACACGCUAGGCUUGGAGCUGCCCAACAACAGCAUAGCCCCGCUGUGGCCUGCCAGGCAGGGCCCUGGCUGGCGUCAACAACUAGCCAGUGCGUGGUCACUGCUCCAACAGGAGGAAUAUGUGUACUUCAGCCUGCUGCCAGAUCUGAGCCGCCACAUCCUACCCGUCCUGGGAUCCUGUGGUCAUUUUUACGCAGUGGAGUACUUGGCUGCUGGUAGCCCUCACCACAAGGCUCUCUUCCCACUGGACGAUGCUGGCCAAGCCCAGGCUAUUAGCCACAUUGCCCUCAGCUUCCUGGACAUGGUGAGCCAUUUCGACAGUGACUUUUCCCACCGCCUCCACCUCUGUGAUGUCAAACCUGAGAAUUUCGCCAUCAAGAGGGACUUCACGGUGGUAGCUAUUGAUGUAGACAUGGCCUUUUUUGAGCCUAAGAUGAGGGAAAUCCUUGAGCAAAACUGCACAGGAGAUGAAGAUUGCAAUUUCUUCGACUGUUUCUCCAAGUGUGACCUGCGAGUGAACAAGUGUGGAGCCCGGCGUGUCAACACCAACCUGCAGGUCAUCUGUGAUAAAAUAUUCCGCCACUGGUUCUCCUCAACACACAGGAGCCCCGCCAUCUCCCCCCAGCUUCAGCUGCAGCUACAGCAGGCCGUCCAGGAGUGUGCUCACCAUGGGGGUCCCUCAGGGAAUUCCUGGACAGCCUCUUCCAGUGUGUUCUGGAAGCUUCGAUGGCUCUUGCAGGCUACCCUGAAAGAACUGCAGGAGGUGGAGAAGUAGCCUCUCUCGCCUUUGUCAUCAAGAGUGGACAGAGGAAGUGACCUUCAAGUGACUCCUGUAGUUGCUAUGCACAUGAGUUGUCAGAGGCAUUAGCAUGCUCUUUUGAAGUGUGCACCUGAACUCCUCUUCUGUGGCUGUGACAUGGACCUCUCGUGCUCCUGCCCAGCUUGGUUCGAUCUGGUUUCCUGGUGACUUCUGGCCUGUAACUCCCUCAGCAGUGACCAAAGGGAGGAGUUUCGUCAGAGUUGCCAGUAUGCAACCCUCUGGGGACUGUACACAUACCUUGCCAUUAGAGACAAGAGGCAGCUGCUCUUCCCUGUUAGCCACUAGCAAGCUAAAGAAUGACUGUGGACAUACAGAUGAAUAUGUUUGUAAAUAAUUGUGUGCAUAUGUGUGCACACAUGAGUGUAUGAGUGGGUUUGUAUAUAUAAAUGUGCAGUGUAUAUACAUGAGUAUGUUGUGUGUAAAUAUGCAUAGGCUUGUGAGUGAGUGAAACUGUACAUGGUCUCAUAAUUAUGAGUGUUCCUGUGUGUGUGUGUAUGUGUGUGUGUGUGUGUGUGUGUGUGUGUAUUCGCGCACACAUGCCCAUGAACCAGUCAUUGUGCCUGUGAAUCUGUGCUCAUGGGUGAUUCAAUGUGAGUUCACCCAGAAGUGCAUGCAUGUGUACAUCCAGAGGUAAGUAAGUGGGUGGGCACGAGGAGCCUGUGUGGAGGGGUGGCUUUUCAAUGUGUCCCUAGGAAUCUUGCCUAGCUGGCAACAAAGUACUAAUUUUUUUCUGGAAUUAAAUGCAAUAAAAUGUUGUGUCUUUAA
This is a messenger RNA of Arvicanthis niloticus (Nile rat), 2043 nucleotides long. RefSeq names its product divergent protein kinase domain 1C (gene Dipk1c). NCBI's taxonomy places the organism in Eukaryota, Metazoa, Chordata, Mammalia, Rodentia, Muridae. The record is from RefSeq and is a predicted model, not a curated record.